This is a messenger RNA of Drosophila obscura, 1037 nucleotides long. It is a transcript of the gene Hug, whose product is annotated as protein hugin. The record is from RefSeq and is a predicted model, not a curated record. NCBI's taxonomy places the organism in Eukaryota, Metazoa, Arthropoda, Insecta, Diptera, Drosophilidae. Bases 154 to 735 code for a protein of 193 amino acids. The transcript is spliced from 3 exons.
ACGCGUUCCAAGAGAGUUGUUAUCUCCAGCUCUGCCUUCGCCUGGGUCCUCUUUUGUGGCGCCGCUCGUAAAAGACAAACAGACCCAAGUCUCUGCCCUGAGUUUUGUGCCAGAGUUUGAGUCUGAGUCUGUGUGCCAAAGUCUCUGCCAGUUAUGUGUAGACCAAGUUAUGGCACAUUGCUGCUUAUCGCGGCAUCCUGUUACGUCCUCGUCUCCAGCCAGGCCAAAGCCUUGCAGGGCACAAACAAACUGGAUUUGGCAAAUCACAUCAGCGUAGGCCCUGCCAGAGGAUCAUCGGCAGGAGGAGCCGCCUCAGCCGCUGGGGCGGUGCGAGCUGCCAUGACGGAAGCGCGCCAUAAGCGGGCCAUGGGCGAGUACAAAGAGCUGACUGACAUCAUUGACGAGCUGGAGGAGAACAGUUUGUCGCAAAAGGCUGCGGCCGUGGCUCCGUUGCCGCCGCAGGCUCAGGAAUUCGACCUGGAUAGCAUGCCGCCAUUGACCUACUACCUGCUGUUGCAGAAGCUGCGACAGUUGCAAAGCAAUGGCGAGCCCGCUUUUCGCGUGCGCACGCCACGCCUUGGACGUAGCAUUGACUUCCAGCAACUACUGGACGCCGGCGGGGCCAGCGAGGAGGCGGCUGGCGGCCAGUUCAUGUCGCGCAUGAUGAAGAAAUCGGUGCCGUUCAAGCCGCGCCUGGGCAAACGUGCUCAAGUAUGCGGCAGUGGCGGCGAUUGAGUCACGACAAGGACACAAGGACACAGAGCAGCACGGAAACGAGGAAACGAGGACGAUACCCAGGACAAGGUUGAGGCCACGCGCCCGGCCCCAUAAGCUAACUUAACCCACAUCAUAGCCAGCCGAAUUCGACGCAACGCGACGCAUACACAGCGCCAAUAGCACACAUAUGCAUAAUAAAUAGAAACUACACAUAGCCAUGUUCUAAGAGAAACAACUAAUGAUGUACAUAUAAUAUACAUAUAAAAUAUUUGCAUACUAGAGUGGGCUGAAAAUCCAAACAUUUUUUAAUUUUAAGACGG